Cannabis sativa is the source of this 1588-nucleotide messenger RNA. RefSeq names its product protein trichome birefringence-like 34. Gene Ontology annotation, cellular component: Golgi apparatus. Gene Ontology annotation, molecular function: O-acetyltransferase activity. The record is from RefSeq and is a predicted model, not a curated record. The transcript has 5 exons. Lineage: Eukaryota; Viridiplantae; Streptophyta; Magnoliopsida; Rosales; Cannabaceae.
CCAAAGUACUAGUCUAAAACUAGAAAACCCAAAUAUAUAGAGAGAGAUAUUCAUAUUAUUAUAUGAUCAUUAAUGGGUACUAAUACUAAGAAUAUUAUUAUUAAAAACCAAAGCCAAAUAGUGUCAUCACCUUCUAAAUCUCUUUCUCCAACAUUAGGCAUAAUAAGAAAUAGCUUUCAUUCUCUCCUUGCUAUUCUAAUAACAAUCUUAGUUAUUUCAAUUGUUUACCUUACCCAAAAUGGUGACCAAGUCUUGGAAGAAUGUGCCAAAACUAGUAACAAAAAUAACUCCAAAUUACAUACAAUUAAACCCUCAUUGUUGUUGUCAUCCCUUGGAUCAACCGAGUCAUCAACCGAGUCAACCGAGUCGAAUUCGAGUUGUGAUUUGUUCUCUGGUAAGUGGGUUAGGGACAAUGAGUCUUACCCUCUUUACAAUGAGAAAAAGUGUUCUUUUAUGUCUGAUCAAUUGGCUUGUGAGAAAUUUGGUAGAAAAGAUUUGAGCUUUCAGAAUUGGAGAUGGCAACCUCACCAUUGUGACAUUCCAAGGUUCAAUGCCACAAUACUACUUGAAAGAUUAAGAAAUAAGAGACUUGUAUUUGUGGGAGACUCACUAAAUAGAGGGAUGUGGGUUUCCAUGGUUUGCUUGAUUGACUCAGCUAUUCUUCCAUCUUUCAAAACCAUUCAUGCAAAUGGCUCCUUAAACAUUUUUAAGGCCACUGAAUACAAUGCAACAAUAGAGUUUUAUUGGGCACCAUUGUUGGUGGAAUCCAACUCGGAUGACCCAGUGAGUCACCGAGUUGAAGAUAGAAUAGUAAGAGUCCAAGCAAUAGAAAAUCAUGCCAAAUUUUGGACCAAUGCAGACAUUCUUAUUUUUAAUUCAUAUCUUUGGUGGAGAAGACCCAAAAUGAAAGUUUAGUGGGGAUCUUUUGAGAGAUCAUCAUAUGGUGUUUAUAAAGAUGUUAAUAUGUUAAGAGUUUAUGAGAUGGCUUUGAAGACAUGGUCAGAUUGGUUGGAACUUCAUGUUAAUCCAAACAACACCAAAUUGUUCUUUGUUAGUAUGUCACCAAUUCAUGAAAGGGCUCAAGAAUGGGGUGGAGUUGAAGGCCAAAAUUGCUAUGGAGAAACUGAGCAAAUUUUUGAAGAGGGGUAUAGGGGAAGUGGGACAGAUCCCAAAAUGAUGAGAGUGGUAGAAAACACACUUGAUGACUUAAAAAAAAGAGGUUUAAAUGUUCGAAUGCUUAACAUUACUCAACUCUCCGACUAUAGAAAAGAAGCUCAUCCCUCUAUUUAUAGAAAACAAUGGGAACCUUUAACUGAAAAGCUAAAAGCAAACCCUAGCAGCUAUGCUGAUUGUGAUCAUUGGUGUCUUCCCGGUGUUCCUGAUGUUUGGAAUGAGCUUCUCUAUGCUUAUAUUUUACGCCAAUGACAAAAAACCUAAAAGUACUCGAUGAUCGAAUUUAGACUUGGAUAAGUGACUUUCUCUAUACCUUUUAAUCUUAAAUUCGAUUUAGAUAAGCGAAUUUUCUUAUAAUAUUUCUCUGUACUUACAAAUGAUGAAAAAUAAUGAAAUGAAAGAAAUUAAUUGUCUA